GUGAAACUGCUUCGUGACUGUUUGAAGAAAAACGGGGACGCAAAUGCGAGAAGAGCGUUUUGGUACGAGCUCGUAUACAAAGUGAACAAUCUCCGAGAUGGACAUCGUAAAAAAAAAGAAGACGACGAAAAAGAGAAAAAGAUUGCCGUUUUGUUGAUGAAAGCCGGCGGAUUGUUGAAGGAAAUUGGUACAGCGAUACAGGCAAAUGGGAGUAUCGAUCAAUCCGAUUGGGACAACUUACUUGAACAAUUUGAUGCCAUUCAACCAGCAGACCCUCAACCGAUCGAUGAAAUGUUGGAGUUUGGAGAUUGGUUGAAGGAGAGAAAGAAUAAAAAGGAAGCUCAACAAAACGAGAAUUUACAAAAAACUGUGAAUGGGAAAAAGGGGAAUGCUGGAAAGGCAAAAAAGACGACGAAAAAGAAGAACGGCAACCCGUCACCCGAUCCACCG
Molecule: messenger RNA, 450 nt
Organism: Mesorhabditis belari
Lineage: Eukaryota; Metazoa; Nematoda; Chromadorea; Rhabditida; Rhabditidae
Source: the annotation of a GenBank genome assembly